Molecule: messenger RNA, 942 nt
Organism: Exophiala bonariae
Lineage: Eukaryota; Fungi; Ascomycota; Eurotiomycetes; Chaetothyriales; Herpotrichiellaceae
Exons: 2
Coding region: 1-942 (313 amino acids)
Biological process (GO): regulation of transcription by RNA polymerase II
Molecular function (GO): DNA-binding transcription activator activity, RNA polymerase II-specific
Source: RefSeq, a predicted model, not a curated record
AUGCCAAUACCGAGCAGGGUGACCGAUGCGUCGCAGAAGUUCAUUAGCAUUGCCAUCGCGGAGCCACAUGCCAUGCACUCCAUGCUCGCAGUUGCGGCAUGUCACUGGCGAUAUCACCUAAAGUCGUACCGCCGCAGGUGUCCGAGUCAGAUGUUUCAUUCCAUGAAGGCCUGUGCUGGUCUAAGGCACUAUCUGGAAACUCCCCAGCGUGCAAAGAUUGAUGUCGACACCGCGAUGACGACGUCGAUGUUUUUAGGUUCUCUCGCAUUUGCAGACGCAACAGAAGAUUCAGAGGUGCCUCUCGAAAACCGGCCUGUCCCAUUUCACUGGCUUCGCAACCAGCUCAAUUUUGGAUCUCUUCUUGGUUACUUCCAAUCGACCGCGAAAAUGGAGAGCAUUUGCCUGGGUAUAUUUGGCGAGAUAACGCAGGAAACUCUGCAAUUGAACGGCAACAGCCCCGGAACGGAUGGAGUUCCGCGAGAGUGGGUGAUACUUUUCGACGUGGAGGAAACAUCCAUGUCCAAACAAGAUCGUUAUUCGAGUGUGCUUUGUAGGUUGUGUCACCUUUUAUCUCUGAAUCCGGACAAUGGCCUCGCUCUUCUUCAGUACAUGCAAUUCUUGGAGGGUUUGUCUUCACCAUUUGUCCUCCUCCUGAAUACUUUAGACAUAAGAGCACUCAUGCUUCUGUCCUACUGGCUGGCCUUGCUCUGCGCCAAGGACUGUUGGUGGUCACGCGUGCGUUCUAGGAUCGACUGCUGGGAGAUUUGCAAGUACCUCGAGAAGAAUGGAGACGAAUCAUUGUGGAGGUAUAUGGACUUUCCGGCAGUUGCCUGUGAUUAUCCAUACACUAGUUCCAGUUCAGCUGGGAGACAUCUGGUGGACCGGCUUAGACAAGAGAGAUCUCAAUAUAUGGAUCAUUAUGAUCCAAUCCGCGAGGAUUAA